Messenger RNA from Amphiprion ocellaris (clown anemonefish), 3360 nucleotides. It is a transcript of the gene adgrf3b, whose product is annotated as adhesion G protein-coupled receptor F3b. Gene Ontology annotation, biological process: G protein-coupled receptor signaling pathway; cell surface receptor signaling pathway. The coding region runs from base 162 to 3215 and encodes 1017 amino acids. Gene Ontology annotation, molecular function: G protein-coupled receptor activity. Lineage: Eukaryota; Metazoa; Chordata; Actinopteri; Pomacentridae. Gene Ontology annotation, cellular component: membrane. The record is from RefSeq and is a predicted model, not a curated record. The transcript is spliced from 18 exons.
UGUCCAGCCUAACCCGGUGUUUGAAGCAGAUGUGUUCAUUUACCUCCAGCUCUGAGGAGCCUCUGGUAGAUAUGGGGAACUGUCAGAUUCCUGUUCUGCAAAGCUGACAAGUUAACGACCUCUUUUGUCUGUGCAGCGCAAGUCUAACGACAAGAGCGACAAUGCUGUUCAAAGUUUUAAUUUUUCUGAGUGGAGCUGUGUUCUUGCACUAUCAGGUCCUGGCAGGAAAUGUCUACUUGGCGGAGUUGGUGGUGGAGAGUAACAUCACGCUGGAGGCCCAGACAGUCCUGUCCAUUCUCAACUCAACAGUCACCCUCCAAGUGAACGACAGCAAAGGCGAUGUCUACAGCGUGAACCUGGCCAGCAGCGAGUUGAUGGCAGAGUGUGUUCUUAUUGGCGAUGAGACCUCCUGUAACUGCUCCACCGGCUACGUUUGGAGCAACACCGUGUGCUACAACUACAACUGCUGCCGUGAGACCACGUGCACGGCCAACGUUUCCCACGUCAUUCCGCUCUGCGUCGCCAAAGUCACAAUUUUUCUGAACGGUUCAGUGGAGCAUACCAACCCCUGGGUGGAUGACAGCACAGAAACGCUUCAGCAGGGAUUUGAAAACCUGAAUGGUCUGCAGUACGUCAACAUAACCGGUCACAGAUCCAGCUCCAUUGUUGAAUUUGAGGCAGCUGUCAGUGUGUUAUUUAGCACCGCUAGACUUCAGGAAGUAGUGAAUGCACUGGAAGGCAAUCUCCAAGCAAAAAUGAUUGUCGACACACAAGGAAUAGUGAGCGUGGAGGCCCCCAGCUCUACGGUGUGCUACCGGUCUGAACCGGAGCUGAAAUGUUUCCUGAAUGAGGCAGUGGACGGCACCAGCUGGAGUCUGAGCCGACCCAACGAGUACUUCAAGCUCAAUGACGGCAGCGUGGUGCAGCAGAACCUCAACUGUGCAACACCCGAAUACCAGUCCUGUAUUUCUGUAACACUCAAGAAACUGACGAGCAUCUGGGAAGGAACAUACCAGUGUGAGUUUUUAACUGGGUCCAUCGCCCACACCGCCAGGAUCAGCCUGAAGGUGGCGCUGCUUCCUGAUGUGGUCACCCUGAAGAUUGACCCUCUGACCGUGCAGUGUGCUGGAACUCCUUCUCCCCAGACGAAGGUCACGGCCUCCAUCCCUAAAAGCACCGAGAGCUACAGAGUUUGGUGGAGCCUCAACGGUGAACGGAAAUCUGAUCUGCAGAACAAAACUAAUGGCGAACAUCUGGAAUACACCUUCAAUGCUGCUGUCAGCUGCCAGGAAACCUCCAAUCCACAGUACGUCAACAUCACUUUUGAAAACACGAAGGGACAAAUAAAGACCGCAAGAGUGGAUAUUCCAGUAAUCUACGCUGGAAAAGGAUUUUGCCAAGAAGAUGUGGUGGAUGGAGACUUGUGGCCGGUAUCCCCAGCAGGUGAGACGGUCCUGAACCGGUCGUGUCCUGAAGGCCGGACCGGAUACAGGUCCCGGACUUGUAGUGAAGGUCGUGUUUGGAAGGACGUGUUCUUCAACUGCGUCAACGAACAGCUGAUAAAAGUUGUGAAUGCAGCUGAAAAUUUCCUGAAAGGGCUGGGGGCGACCCAGGAGGUGGCUCUGAACAUCUUUGAAAGCCUGAAGAACAGCUCUACGGUUGAUCCUCAUUCCAGCGACGUGGAAGCCGACAUUAGCGCUUCCAUCAAUGUUCUGGACACGAUGUCCAAGGCUUCAAAACGGAUUCGCUUGGGAGAAGAAGUCAUACCUGAUUUGGUCGAUGCAGCAAGCAAUAUGUUGAACCACACUUGGAGCGGGGUAAACGAUUCGGUUCGUUAUUCCAUGUCAUCAAAUUACCUCAUAGCCAUGGAAGAUCUGGUGAAGAAUGUCAAGGUCAACAAGAGCAGUGAUUUCAUCAGUGAGAACUUAGACAUCAAAUUCUGCGCUGCUAAGGACUGUAAUGUGUCCUUAUUUGACAUUGGGGUGACGCUGAACAAGACCACCGGAAUACUGAAGACCAUGGCUAUGAAGAAUCUCAUGGGUAAAUUGAAAAACACCUUCCGCAAAACAGAGCACACCGACCUUUUAUUAUCAGUCACGCUGAAUAACAACAACGAUUCAAAAUUAGAAAUUAAACUGGACUUCCCGUUUAAGAAGGAAAAGUCAAACAGAAAGUUUCACUGUGUCUUCUGGGAUGUCAAGAAGAGCGACUGGUCAGACGAAGGAUGCUUUGUCCGCUCUAGUGAUGGUGAAGACAUUCAGUGUGAGUGCCACCACCUGACGGCAUUCUCUGUCCUCAUGGCCAAAGGCGACAUUUCCACCGAGACCCUGGACACCAUCACCACUGUGGGCCUCAGUGUGUCCGUCUUCUCCUUGCUGCUCUUUCUGACCAUUGAGUUUCUAGUGUGGUCGGCUGUGGUCAAGAGCAACCUUUCACAUUUCCGCCACACAGCUAUAGUGAACAUCGCUGUCUUCCUUUUGCUUGCCGACUGCAGUUUCCUGGCUUCCACCUCGCCUGAGUCUCUGUCUGACACCGUGUGCUUCGUUUUGACCGUUUGUAAGCACUUGUUUUUCUUGGCGAUGUUCACCUGGAUGCUGUGCAUGAGUGUCAUGCUCGUCCACCAGCUUAUCUUCGUGUUCAACCCGCUGAGGAAGCGAGUCUUCAUGUUCCUCUCCAGCAUCUUGGGCUACGUUGUCCCAAUCCUGAUUGUUGGGUCCAGCUAUAUCUAUUGCAAAUACACCUACAGGCCCUACUAUGACAAGAAAACAUGCUGGCUAGUUUUUGAAAGACUUUUAGAGGGCUCCAUGCACGCUUUCCUCAUCCCAGUGGGAACCAUCAUGAUGACGAAUCUCUUCUCCAUGGUGGUCGUCAUCGUUACUCUGGUGAAGUCCUCGGUUCCAGACAGCAGCAAGGCAGACGACAAGGACACGGCCAAAGGCAUCCUGAAGGUGGUGCUUGUUCUAACGCCCAUCUUUGGCGUUACGUGGAUUAUCGGCUUCUUUCUGCUCAUGUUGGAGCCUGAUAACCCCAUGUUUGAGGUGGCUAACUACAGUUUCACCAUUCUCAAUUCCUUCCAGGGACUUUUCCUUUUGAUUACAGGAUGUUUUGCAGAGCAGAAGGUCAGAGAAGAAUUCAUAAAGAUCAUAACAGGAAAAUCCAAAGGAGGCGACACCUCAAAGAAUUUUACUUCAACUACAAACACAAAAGACAAAUGAAGACACAGACUGUGGAGAUGGAAACAGCAGCUCAUAUAUGUGCAGCUCCACAUGCAUGUACCAGACAACAUAUCUCAGCUACAGUUCUUACAGCGGUGGAGGUGGUUGUAGUAAAACCAAGUAACAUGUCGAUUAGAGCUUUGAU